AUGAGACGACGAAGACAACAUAUAAUGCAUGCUUUUGAUCUACGGGAUGCAAAAGCUCACGAAAUCGCAUUGGAUUCUUCUGGUUCUUUACACUUAUUAUGGGCUGUGAGACAGCAACAUUUGAUAUACUUCGAGGUAACACCUCCUUCAGAAUAUCCGGAUUCCUGGAUAGCUGUGGGAUUUUCCGAUAGAGGUGACUUAACUAACGCAGAUUAUUGUUUUAUGUGGACUGAUUACAAUGGAAAACUUAGAAUUCAAGACACUUGGUCAGAUGAACAUGGAAUUUUACAUGUGGACUAUCAACAAGAUUGUUUUCCUGUGCGGAACAGCAAUGGAUAUAUAAGAUGGAAACGCCAUUUGAAUACUUGCGAUAUUCAGGAUUACGAUUACACUAUAGAUGGUGGUACCACACACAUAGUAUGGGCCAGAGGUAGGGGUCUCAUUUUAAGCCCAUCAGGGAUAAAUGUGACUGAAGGGAAAUCAAUAGAUCGUGGUAUGGUACGCGCCCAAUUGAUUAGAGCAGAUGUUCCACCAGGACCACCAGCGGAUGCUGAAAACUUAGAAGUGAAAGCUUCUAAAGUAAAAGUUCCUGCAGAUGAAACGACAUACUGGUGCCAUGUACAAAAAUUACCGGCCAGUUUGACUAGAAAACAUCACGUUGUGGAGUUCGAAGCCGUAAUUCAGAAAGGCAACGAAGGAUUGGUGCAUCAUAUGGAAGUUUUUCACUGCGAGGCACCGCCAGAUCAGGAUAUUCCUUUAUAUGUAGGACCCUGUCAAGCAGACGACAGACCUGCUGAAACACAAGUUUGCAAAAAAGUCAUCGCCGCGUGGGCGAUGGGCGCCGGACCAUUCGUUUAUCCCGAAGAAGCAGGUCUCCCAAUUGGUGGCAGUAAUUUUAGCCUGUACGUAAUGUUGGAGGUACAUUAUAACAACCCUGAACUCAGAGGAGAUUACGUUGAUAGCAGCGGCAUGAGGUUAUGGGUUACGACAAACAUGCGACCUUUAAAUGCAGCCGUUAUGGAACUCGGUCUAGAAUAUACCGACAAAAUGGCAAUUCCUCCAGGUCAAAAGGAGUUUGCUUUAUCAGGAUACUGCGUAUCUGGUUGUACUAAAAUUAGCUUACCUGCGGAAGGAAUAACGGUAUUUGGUUCCCAAUUGCAUACACAUCUGACCGGAGUUUGGGUAAAAACCAGGCACAUCCGGAAUGGACAGGAAUUGCCGGAACUGAAUGCUGAUGCGCACUAUAGUACACACUUUCAAGAAAUUAGAAGACUCAAACGACUAGUGAAUAUUAAACCGGGCGAUGCUUUAAUAACAACUUGUGGAUAUCGGACUGACCACUUGAAAAAUGUAACCUUAGGAGGAUUUGCUAUUAGUGACGAAAUGUGUGUAAACUACAUACAUUAUUAUCCGGCAACCGAAUUGGAAGUCUGCAAAAGCGCCAUUAGCGAUCAUGCAUUGCAAACUUAUUUCAGAUAUAUGAACAAGUACGAAAAUCAGCCAACUAGUGAGCAGCUUGGGAUAAAUGCAAACUACCACUCGAUAGACUGGUCGCCAAUUCGGGUGGAAUUUUUAAAUGAAUUGUAUACAUCAGAAAGUUUAGGGAUGCAAUGCAAUAAAUCGAGCGGAGAUCGAUUUCCUGGAGAUUGGUCAAACACGGCAAUUCCUAAAGUAUUAUAUCCGAAAAUAGAACGCAAAGAUGUUUGUCCCAUAUUUAGAAUAUACAAAUAA
Messenger RNA from Ctenocephalides felis (cat flea), 1731 nucleotides. RefSeq names its product tyramine beta-hydroxylase (gene Tbh). Gene Ontology annotation, molecular function: copper ion binding; dopamine beta-monooxygenase activity. The transcript is spliced from 10 exons. Bases 1 to 1731 code for a protein of 576 amino acids. Gene Ontology annotation, biological process: octopamine biosynthetic process; norepinephrine biosynthetic process; dopamine catabolic process. The record is from RefSeq and is a predicted model, not a curated record. Lineage: Eukaryota; Metazoa; Arthropoda; Insecta; Siphonaptera; Pulicidae. Gene Ontology annotation, cellular component: secretory granule membrane.